Molecule: messenger RNA, 1212 nt
Organism: Lactuca sativa (garden lettuce)
Lineage: Eukaryota; Viridiplantae; Streptophyta; Magnoliopsida; Asterales; Asteraceae
Source: RefSeq, a predicted model, not a curated record
AUGGUUUCAGAUCAUGAUGAGUCUUGCCCACCUAACGACUACAUAUCUGGAUUAGUGCUUUCGUCUUGUUUAAAUGUUAGGUUCUUUUUAUUAGGCAGGCAAUGUCAUGGGUACCUGUUGAAAUCUGGAUUAGUGUUCAAUCAGUACGUGAAAACUGCGCUUGUACGCUUGUAUUCCCUGUUGUCGGAUGUGAUUGGGGCUAUGGAGAUUUUACUUUAUUGUAACCCUGGAUUGCAAUUGGACACCUGCAGUUAUAAUCUGAUCUUGAUCGGACUUGUCGAGAAAGGUUGCUUGGAUGAGGCGUUGAUUAUGUUAAGGAGAAUGCUGGCUGAAGAAGAUAUGGUGUGGAACAAAGCUACUUAUAUUGGUGUUUUUGGUCUUUGUGCUCUCCUUAAAGAUUUAAACUUGGGGAUGCAAGUUCACAACAAGCUGUUAAAGAGCUAUCAUUUUGAGCCCGAUGAGUCUGUAUGCAGCACAAUGAUGAGUAUGUAUGUAAAAUGUGGAGAGAUUUUAAGUGCAAGAAAAGUUUUCGACAUUCGAAACAAUGUGGUUAUAUGGACAGCAAUGUUGGCUGCUUACUUGGAACACGGGUCUUUCGAAGAGUCGUUCAAAUUGUUUGCUGUAAUGCGACAUAAGGAUGUUGUCCCAAACGAAUCAACAUUUUCUGUUGUACUCACUGUUAGUGCAGAGUUAUUCUCUAGGAGAUGCGGAAGUAUGUUACAUGCACUUACAGAGAAGACUGGGUUAAAGGUUCAUAAGAAUGUCGAGGAUGCCUUGAUUAACAUGUACUCAAGGACUGGCGACAUUAAAGCUGCCGAAAAGGUGUUUUUAGGUAUGACUAAUUAUCGUGAUGUUACAACCUGGAACACGAUGAUAAAUGGAUACUGCUAUCAUGGCCUUGGUAACGAGUCAUUGGCUUUGUUUCAAGAAAUGUUGAGAUCGGGGGAAGAUCCUAAUGAUGUGACUUUUGUCGGUGUUCUGAGUGCAUGUGGGCAUGUGGGGCUUGUGGAACAAGGGUUCUACUAUUUGUACGAGUUAAUGAAACAGAAGGGUGUCAAACCUGGUUUAGACCAUUAUAUGUGUAUCAUUAACAUGCUAAUCAAGGCUGGCCAACUAAAUGAAGCUUUAAGUUUCAUCGUAUCAACACCAAGCAAAUGGGAUGUCUUUGCUUGGACUUCCUUGCUCAGUGCUUUUCGUGCUCAUGAUCUCUGA